GCCUUGUAGGUAUCAUCGCGUUGUUUCGUUGGUUGUGCAUCUCGCGUUCGUUCGUAUCCGAUUCGAAUCUCUCUCUGAUCGUGUAUGUCCGAAACACAAUUCGCUUGACCUACUUCCUCGACGUCGUGACCUCGUGACACCAGCAGAACGGUGGUGGCCGAUCCUCUUCUACCACCACUACCACCACCGCCACCCCGCAUGCUUCGCUCGAGUACGCGAGCAAUGUCAGAAGGCACGAUCCUCUUUCUUUCUCUCUCUCGUUUGAUCUCUUUCUCAUUCUCUUUAUCUCUUUCGUUCGUUGUUAGUUCUCAAUCCGAGAAAUAAAAGACGCGAGUUCCUUUUUCCCCCGUGUCCGACCAGUCAUCGUCUUUAUCCACUGUCGUCGCGACAUGAUAGCACCGUGAAAGAAGUGUGUGUGUGUUUGGUAGGAUCGCGUGCGUCAUUAUCGCCUUCAUUCUAAUCGCCGUCGCUGACAAUGUGCUAUCGCAUUUUUCCGAUUUUCUAGAUUCAUACGCGCCACCGACAACGAAGCGUUCUCUUUUCUUGCGUGUCAUCGAAUCGCGGUCCAAUAAGAAGAUUACAUUUGUCUAUCGUUGUUUACUAAUUGUAAGACUUCCACGUAUAUUGCAACGAACGUUGUUGAUUACUUUUUUAACGUUUGUCAUUCAAUUUGUACAAAAAAAAAAUUGUCGAAGCAAGAACCAAGAGCGGCGAUAGCGACGACUGUGGUUAACUUGUUAGAGACAUUUUUCACCCUAGAAAACCCGGCACCUAGACUGUCUGUCUCUCUCUCUUUCUCUCUCUCUAUCUCUCUCUCUCUCUAUCUUUUAUUUUUUCUUUUCUUUCUCUACCUAUCCCUCACCCUUUCCUUCCUUGUCUCGUCGCCCACCUUCCAUACGACGCCUUUUCUCUUCCCUUCGAACCUUCUCCGAGACGGUUUUUACCCUUCACUCGAGAAUGAUUGAAUCAGGUCAGUGUUUUCGACCAUAAGUUGUGCCUGCGCCUGCGCCCUACUCGCUUAGCGCCACCCUGUUGAAAACUAGGGACAACCCAAACAUAAUAUUCCCCGUUCGAUUAGCCUUAUUCUAAUGGCACUCGUCACGUUGAAAUAUAACGCUCUCUUUCUUUAUUUCGCGCAGUGCGUACUCGUGUAACGUGCCGAUAACGUAGAGAGUGCAGACGGGUUUGUGGAAGAAGAAAAAAGAAAAGGAGAGAGAGAGAGAGAGAGAGAGAGAGAGAAAAGAAGAAAGAAAGAGAGAGAGAGAGAUAGAGAAGGAAAGAAGAGAAAGAGGAGAGAUCAUUUUGCGUGUCGCGUGUCGCGUGCUUGCGUGCGUGCGUGCGUGCGUACGUGCGCUGGCGCGCUUCAUUUAUCUCUGUGCCUUUAUCUAUUUUCUCUGUGUAUAAAUCGCUAUAUGUUUUCGUGCGUGCAUACGUAUCGUCCGUGUUGUAUUUUCUACGAGAUCUACGCACAGCCUCGGUAAAAAAAAAAAAAAAAAAAAAAGAACAAAAAAAAAAGAAAAGAAAAGAAAAGAAACGAGAAGAAAACCAUCGGGUACAAAGAUUCCGAGUGCAGCCAAUAGUCGACGUACCCUUCAUAAUUAGCACCACCGUCGAGUCUAAUGAACCCAGAGGAGUUACGGAGCAAGAGACCUUUUAAGAUAUGGGACAGUUGGCGUAAUGUAAGAAAGGGACUGGUCGUAAGCAAUUUCGAAGAACUGAUACAUCGAGGUAAAGAAAAACUGGGUGUACCGCAAAAUGAAAAUGUCUCUUUAGUAUUGGAAUCAGACGGGACGCAAGUGGAAGACGGUGAAUACUUCAAGACACUAGCCAAUAACACGAUUCUCCUUUUAUUACGGCAUGGUGAACGGUGGUGUCCAACUGGUGUCGACAUCAUACGAGCCGCGAUAUCGGCGAUACCGAAAAUAGUUUGCGAAACGAUACACGCCCUGGAGCUGCACGAUGAGACGCCAUCGUGGAAAAUCAUGGACAAUAAGGGACGAGUCACAGUGGUCCUACAUUGGGACCAACGUUCGUCGUCGUCGUCGCAGGUUCAAUCGCAGUCGAAGGGCACAGAUGCCCAGUCCUCCAAGUAUUCGCCAACAAAGAAAGCCGAUCUGAGCGGGAGUCAACGGCCCUCGUUGGUGAUUCAAACUAGCCUUGACAAAUUGAAUUAUGUGGGAAAGUCAACGCAUCUGGCGGGCGAGCUUGGUCCCAACAGAUACGCGAGUCCCCAAAUCACUGUGAUAAAUCAUGAUGAUAUGCAAGCGCAACAACAGCAACAACAACAACAACAACAACAGGCGCAGCAACAGACACACGGUAUGCCAGGUCGUCUGGUGAAGCAAGGAACGAACUCGUUCGAAAGCACGACCAUUCAUAUCCAUACGCCAGAGUGUUCAAAUCACAUUCAUCAGCCGGUAGCAAGGAAUGGUAGUCCUGUAAACGGUGCGGACAACGGGACGACCGGGGAAUGCGACUUUCAUUGUUGCGCCUUACACGAGGAAGGCCGUAGAAUCGCCGUGCACAAGUCGGUCGCAACCUCGCCGAUCCAGGACAGCCAACAUCAGCAGUAUCAGCAGCAGCAUCAUCAUCCACACCAGCAGCAACAGCAGCAGACCCAGACACAGACACCGUCGCCCCAACCGCCCUCCUCCCUCUCCGACGGCACGAGGCGAUCGGGACUCGGUAAGGGCCACGUCAGAUUUCGCGAUACGACCGACGAGGAGUCGAGUCCCCGUCUAGGUCCCGGCAAUUCUACGGGAGGCUUCCAUCUACAUCAUCAUCAUCACAAUCAUCAUCAGGAGCACGAUAGUUCCGAGUCCGAAACCGAGAAUACGAUUAUGGAGGACGAAAUCGUCACAUCUGAGAAGUUUUUAUUGCUAAUCGAUCAGCUCACCGUAGAUCAAAAGCAUCAUUUAAGCAUCAAGGACAUCGGCAUUAUUCUCGAACGUUUAAGCUCCAAGAUAUUGGAUGUCGAACGAUUGGAUCGCGAGAGCGAAAGCGAGGAGUGUUACAACUGGACGAUCAAGGCCAUCAUCAGGGGUGACGUACUUCGAGAAUUGGGCGUCAUUUAUAAUGGCAAUUAUUAUGCCAUAUCGGAGCAUCCGGGAUAUAAAGAGGAAUCCGAAGAGAAUAAUGAGGAUAACGAGGAGGAGGAGGAGGAUAGACUUUAAUACGAUGCUGUUUUACUAGACGGACAGACAGACAGAUAAAUAGAUAGAUAGAUAGGUAGAUAGACAGAUAGAUAUGUAGUUAGAUAGAUAGAUAGAUAGGUAGAUAGAUUAUAUACCUAUUAAUGGUAUUAUUAACAUAGCAUUUACUAAAACGUAAAAACUGGUUGGGGCUCGUUUCGAUGACCACUGCGUAUUAGUGGGUCAUAGGUACGAGCCGCAGGAGAGAUUUGCCGACAUGUUAUCCGAGCAAACUCGAAUUGUAUGAAACUGAGUCGUGGUUGAAAAAAAAAAAAAUCGCAAGGAAAUUUGUCGACUUUUAAGGUCGACCGUAGCGAGAAAGACAGACACAUUGCGGAUGUUCCGUCGGUGUUACCGACGGAAAUCACGGGGACGGGUUGUCUCGUAUCGGUUAAGGAUCGGCAAAAAGUGAUUUUUUCAAAAGGUUUUCAUAUAAUAAUACUACUACUACUACUAUUACUACUACUACUAUUAAUAAUAAUAAUAAUAAUAAUAAUAAUAUAACACUAAUAAUGAAGAAAAAAAAAAAAGAAAGGAAUGCAUCAUUCUGAAAUCAUAUGAUACAUUAUAAACUUAGUUCUAAAGACGGUUGUUGAAAUAUCUACUUAUUAAAUAGUAUGUAUACUUGUAGGAAACAUUUUUGGGAUUACGGACGUUGAUUCCGUAACCGUCCACAACACUGCCCUAUCUAAAAAAGAGAAGAGGAGGAAGAGGAGAGGAGAUAACGAACGAUGCGAAAUGUUACCUCUAUCAUAAGCGAAUAAGAC
Molecule: messenger RNA, 3958 nt
Organism: Vespa mandarinia (Asian giant hornet)
Lineage: Eukaryota; Metazoa; Arthropoda; Insecta; Hymenoptera; Vespidae
Gene: Drep2
Product: DNA fragmentation factor-related protein 2
Biological process (GO): regulation of apoptotic process; apoptotic process
Source: RefSeq, a predicted model, not a curated record